AGAGCGUGGGAACAAAUUAAAGACGUGUCCGUUUCGGUAUAUUUCCCCGCACCGAAGGAAACCAGAGCAGAGCGAUGCGGUGAAAUAAAAGUGAUCCAUCCCUCUAGCGGUCCACCGGAGGAGAGAAGAAGAAGACCGAGAAAUCUAGAGAGAGAGAUGGCUGUGAAUCCUCAACUGUUCCCCAAUGGCAUGCCCGUUCCUUUCGUGAACGAGAUGUUCGUUUUGGCCAGAGACGGCGUCGAGUUCGAGGUCGAUAAGAUUCCCGGAUAUGACGGUGGUCGUCUGAAAGCGAAGGGAACAAUCUACUUGUCAAAUAUACGGAUGGUCUUUGUUUCCAACAAGCCUGUUGGGAGCUUUUUUGCUUUUGAUAUGCCCCUGCUUUACGUCCAUGGUGAAAAGUUUAAUCAACCAAUUUUCCACUGCAACAACAUUGCUGGUCAAGUGGAGCCAGUGGUUCCAGAAGGUCAGCAUGGGGCGCUUUAUUCCACUCACUCAUUCAAGAUUUUGUUCAAAGAAGGGGGCUGUGGGACGUUCGUUCCACUCUUUUUCAACUUGAUCUCUGCAGUGAGACAAUAUAACCAGUAUCAACACCCCAACGCUGGGUCUCAGCCUCAUGUGGAUCCUUUGCAAGCAGCACAAACUCCUGUUGAUGAGAUGAUGAGACAUGCGUAUGUCGAUCCUAAUGAUCCAACGAGGAUCUUCUUGCAGCAGCCCACACCAGAGGCUCAGCUGAGGCGGCGCACAUACCAGUCACAGCCCGCCGAACAUUAAUUGUAGUACGUUUACAAAUUGAAUAAAAUUACAUGUUUUAAGAACCCAUAUUAGUGUGCCGUAUAACUGGAUUAUAGCCACAAUACAUUUUGUAAGAAGUCUGUUUCUACUUGUACAUUACUUAGACUUCUAUUGUGAGUAAAUAAUCCGUUGAAUCUU
Molecule: messenger RNA, 930 nt
Organism: Pyrus x bretschneideri (Chinese white pear)
Lineage: Eukaryota; Viridiplantae; Streptophyta; Magnoliopsida; Rosales; Rosaceae
Exons: 5
Coding region: 157-771 (204 amino acids)
Biological process (GO): positive regulation of DNA-templated transcription
Cellular component (GO): nucleus
Molecular function (GO): transcription coactivator activity; chromatin DNA binding
Source: RefSeq, a predicted model, not a curated record